GGAUGACGUAUUAUUUGUGAGACAAGUUUACGUUGUGUUGUGUGUGUGAACACCGGGCGCAGCAGCGGUGAGAAAUACUAACGGCACUCUUAGUAAACCUUGUCAGUCAUUAAAUAAGGUAAUGUCACUAUUCAACAAUGAAAAUAAACUCGGCAGCAAAGGGCUAAGUUAAUCAGUCUGCUCGGUAGCUUACAGUUAGUGCACUCUGAAAGCGACACAUUAGCCAAAAGCUAAAUCUUAAGCAAGUUAGUGUUAAGGUUUAUUUACCUCUGAGCUUAACAUAAAUGUUUGUGUAGGGGGUGUCACAGGGCUGCUUUAGUUUAACAUACAUUGGGGUUAUACUGACUGACAAUGACAACCGGCUCAGUUAUUCCGAGUUAACGGCAGCAAAGCUAGCUAACAUUAGCUAAAGGACUUAUGGGAGGUGAUGCCUGUCAUCAGACAGUAGGUUAUAAUCGGCGUUAAUUAUUUGUCACAAGUUGUUUAAAUGUUGGUAUUGUGAUCUUGUUUGAUCGUUGGAGUCUUGUCGUGCCAGUGCAGUUUUACACUCGGUAACUUUUAUGCGAUUUCCAUUGAAUUAGCUUUGACAAACGUGGUACUGACCACACGAUAUACAACUGAGUUCCUGGUGUUAUAUAUACAGAGGUUGGGAUAAUUCUGGGUUUCUUUUGUGGUGUGAUUAACGUAACCUGGCCUCAUCAUACCGGGGGGACGCAGACGGAGGAUGUCUGCUGCAGCUCUACGUUUGAUCCGCUGCCGGAGACUGAGCACAGCUGGUCCGCCUGGGGUGAAGAGAGUGCUUCAGUGGAAAGAUCUAAGGAAAUUUGCUAAAGUAACUGGCGCAGUUAUCUUGGGGAGCUGUAUUUUUAUUACAUACGAGGUUGUCGCCUUGGACAAGGCUGUGACCAUUGACACUAGUGCAAUUUUCCAGGAGAAGUACAAGUCUUACAUUUAUCUGAGAGCUAAGCCCUCAGAUGAAAAGGAGAACCUUACUGCAGGGCUUACACACAAAGCAAGGAGGGAACUUCACAAAGCAGCACGGAGGUUUCUGGAAAUAUCCUCCAGGCUUCUGCUCCAAUCACUAGAUGAGCACUUUAGCCACGUAGAUGCAGACCCACAUGAAGUGGCAUUAUGGGUCCUGCUGAAGAGGACACAGUCAGCCGAUAAAGACGUCAGACUGCAGGCUGUACAGGAGCUUGCAGAUAACCACCACUGGCAUGACUACCAGUACCAGACAGCAGCCCAGGUUAUAGACCAGAAAACUGCGGUGGGCCUAGCCCGGACUCCUCAGGUAGACUUGCGAUUCUUCCUACCCCCACCUGCGCUACCUGGUCUGGAAGAUGGUGCGUCAGCAGAGGAUGGACUGAGGCAGCUGCUGGCGUCUCUGCCUCUGUCUGAGGUCGACAAAUGUGUUCAGUACUUCACUUCACUGGCCCUCAGAGAGAGCACUCAGUCCAUGGCAGCACAGCGGGGUGGUCUUUGGUGCUUUGGUGGCACUGGGCUGCCUUACGCUCAAAGCCUCACCUCUGUUCCCUCAGAGAAGGUGGAAUCUUUCUGUCUACAGGCACUAGUUCAGCACUCAAAGGUCCAGAGCCACUGUGACCACAUAGUUUCCAACGGGGGCCUACAGCUCCUCCAGAGGGUUUAUCAGCUCCGCAGAGACUCCCUUAAGAUACAGAGGAACAUUGUUCGUAUCAUAGGAAACUUGGCGCUUAAUGAGAGUGUUCACCAGGCCAUAGCCCAGUCUGGCUGGGUAUCUGUCCUGGCCGAGAUGAUGCAGUCUCCUCAUGUCAUGCAGGCGUCUCAUGCAGCUCGCGCUCUGGCCAACCUGGAUAGGGAGUCGGUGAAAGAGAAAUACCAAGAUGGCGUCUACAUCCUCCAUCCACAAACACGUGGCAACCAGCCGAUCAAAGCAGAUGUACUGUUCAUCCAUGGGAUUCUAGGGGCAGCUUUUAAGACGUGGAGGCAGAAGGACCGCACAGAGGAAGAGGAGGCAACAGAAAGCAGGGAUGACUACACAGAGUGCUGGCCAAAGUCAUGGUUGGCUGCUGACUGUCCCAACCUGAGAGUACUGUCAGUGGAGUAUGACAGUCACCUCAGUGACUGGAUGGCCAAGUGUCCUGCCGAGAAUCAGAGGACGUCUUUGGCCUACAGAAGUCGAGAGCUGCUGAAGAAGUUAAAGCUGGCUGGGGUUGGAGAGAGGCCUGUGGUCUGGGUAGCCCACAGUAUGGGAGGAUUACUUGUGAAGAAAAUGCUGCUGGAUGCUGCAGAGGACCCAGAUAUGCACAGGCUGUUAAAAAACACCAAGGGCAUUAUGUUCUAUAGUGUUCCUCACCAUGGCACUUUUAUGGCCGAGUACUCGGUCAAUGUCAGAUAUCUCCUCUUUCCCUCUAUAGAAGUAAGGGAGCUUUGUAAAGACUCACCAGCACUGCGUAACCUGAAUGAGAACUUCCUGAACAUGGCAAAAGAAAAGGAAUUCAAGGUCCUGAGCUUUGCAGAGACGCUGCCAACAAACAUUGGUCCCAUGAUCAAGAUACUGGUGGUGCCAACACAAUCAGCAAAUCUUGGCAUCGGGGAGCUCAUCGAGGUGGAUGUAGAUCAUCUCAACAUCUGUAAGCCGGAGAAGAAGGACUCAUUCCUGUACAGACGCAGCCUCCAGUUCAUCCAGGAAGCGCUGCAGAGCUACAUCAGCCACUAACUGAAAUACAUGAACACAAACAAACUGAUAAAACCCUACUAUAUACUUGAAAUGGGGGAGAGCACUGUCACUCAUCCACACUCGAACCAAAUGGAAACAUAACUGCCUCUCCUUGUUGCACACUUUCAUGAACACCUACUAACUUGAUCAUAGUAUAAUUAGGGAGAUUAAACCAAUUACACAUUGAUCUGUGAAGAGUUGUCAGUUGCGAUGAUAUUUUGUUUACCCUGUCAUCCUCCUAGGUUUGGUCUCUCACUAGUCAAUGAAUUUUACAGAUUGUUUGGAUUUUUAAGACCAUAAUUAAUAUGUUUACAAGUUCAGAUGAUGAAAAUGUAUUUUAGCUUUUAUUUUUCUGGCAUUUUUUUUCCAUUUCAUCUCAACUUCAGCAGUAAACUUAGCUUAUGGUGCACAAUGCUCAUAGUGCUAUUUAGUUAAAAAUGCACUGACAUAUUGAUGCCUACUCUUGCACCUUACAUUUUUGACCAGAGCUAUAGUUUAAGAUUUUAUUUUUAUAUUUAUAUUUUACAUAUAUAUACUACAGUAUGACAGUCAUUGUGUGCCAAAACCUAUUCCUUCCUGAGCCUUACCUCAAAUGGACUCGUAUUAAAUUAGUUAAGAUUGCUUUAUUUAUUUGUAUGGGACUAAUCAAGCAAUUGGUUUUCAAUCUCCAUGUGUUUGUAGUCCAGACUGCCACUAGCAAUGCUGACAAUGAAUAAAUGUUGGAGGCUUUAUUUGA
This is a messenger RNA of Lates calcarifer (barramundi perch), 3434 nucleotides long. RefSeq names its product serine active site containing 1 (gene serac1). NCBI's taxonomy places the organism in Eukaryota, Metazoa, Chordata, Actinopteri, Centropomidae. The record is from RefSeq and is a predicted model, not a curated record.